AGGCGGCUGAGCAGCAGCAGGGCGAGCAGCCGCCCCAGCUGCGGCAGCAGCAGCAGGCGGCUGGUGGGGUCCCUGUGGCGGCUGCCUCCCCCCCGGCUGGCGGCCCGAGCAGCGGGGGGCUGCUCUACCUCAAGGACUGGCACUUCGCAGCGGACCUGCCGGGAUACGGGGCCUACCGUGUCCCGCUGUUCUUCCGGGAGGACUGGCUCAACGCCUACUACGACAGCCUGGCGGGGCAGCAGCCUGGCCGACAACACCACCACCACCACCAGCAGCAGCAGCAGCACAGCGGCGCAUGCAGGGACGACCAGGACAGCAGCAGCAGCACUGGGACCGGGACCGCCACCGCCCGGCAGCAACACCACCACCCGCCCUCCGCCUUCGCACCCCCUGCGGAGAGUGACGUCCCCGCCAGCACCGCCACCACAGCCGACCCAUCAGCCCCGCAUGGCGAUCUGGACCGCUUCCCCGCAUGCAGCCCCUCCUCUCC
Molecule: messenger RNA, 490 nt
Organism: Astrephomene gubernaculifera
Lineage: Eukaryota; Viridiplantae; Chlorophyta; Chlorophyceae; Chlamydomonadales; Astrephomenaceae
Source: the annotation of a GenBank genome assembly